Calidris pugnax (ruff) is the source of this 586-nucleotide messenger RNA. Its product is annotated as katanin p60 ATPase-containing subunit A-like 2. The transcript is spliced from 3 exons. The coding region runs from base 53 to 379 and encodes 108 amino acids. Gene Ontology annotation, molecular function: ATP hydrolysis activity. The record is from RefSeq and is a predicted model, not a curated record. Lineage: Eukaryota; Metazoa; Chordata; Aves; Charadriiformes; Scolopacidae.
GUUGGAGAAGAGGAUUUUGGUGGACCUCCCCAGUAAAGAGGCCCGGAGGGCCAUGAUCCAGCACUGGCUGCCCCCUCUGAGCAACAGCAGAGGAGUGGAGCUGAGAACAGAUCUGGACUACGGCUUGCUGGGCCAGGAAACAGAGGGUUACUCUGGCUCAGACAUAAAACUCGUGUGCAAGGAAGCAGCCAUGAGGCCAGUGAGGAAAAUUUUCGACGCUCUUGAAAAUCACCAGCCAGGUAACAGUAACUUCCCCGUGAUCCGAUUAGAGACGAUCACCACAGCAGAUUUCCUCGAUGUGAUUGCCCACACCAAGCCAUCAGCAAAGAACCUAAGCCAGAAAUACACAGCUUGGCAGAGAGAAUUUGAGUCAGUUUAAAGAGAAAAAAACCUGAAAGACUGAAAACUUCCAAGCCUUUUGCCUCCAAAGGAUCCAGUGGUGAAGGGGAAGAAAGUGCUGCCAUUUCCAGGGAAGAGAACGCAGUGGCAAAUGCCAGGGGGAAGUCUUCACUUUCAGGAUUUAAUUGCAGGGGUGUUUGGUUAUGGGUGUUUAAUUGGAGGGGUGUUUGGGAAUGUUCAAAAAACA